This is a messenger RNA of Punctularia strigosozonata HHB-11173 SS5, 1830 nucleotides long. RefSeq lists its product as uncharacterized. Lineage: Eukaryota; Fungi; Basidiomycota; Agaricomycetes; Corticiales; Punctulariaceae. The transcript is spliced from 11 exons. The record is from RefSeq and is a predicted model, not a curated record. The coding region runs from base 1 to 1314 and encodes 437 amino acids.
AUGGCGCACCUGGCCGAAAAGGUUGAUACGGGUGUCCUUGUUCCAUCUGCGAUAGCGAACGCUAGGACGCGCUCGCGGAGGUGGGCCCCGCCUGUCCGGCAUCACAUGAACAGAUUCUCCGCCGGCUAUUCAACGCUGCGCUGCAGUGCGAUAUGGAGCCCGAAGCGAUAUCAGACAGAAGUGGGACAAAGCAGGACACCGCCCGUAUGCCUGCGCGUUCCGACGGCGGAUCACCGGUGCUCGGAUCUCCAUGCCGCGAGAGACAGCGAGAGACCGGAGAUAUCCGAGAUGAACACUUGCACUCUCUGCAUUCUCCGAAGACGCCGAUCACGCAACAACGACGGACUCGUCCUUCGCAUAGGCAGUCUCUUCAGCGGGGUCGCCCAACUCUACACGUAUGAAUUCGAAGACUCUCAGGGCACCCGAUAUGGUCAGGCCUGUGGCCGGUGCAUCGAAUGCGUCUCUCUUCAGAGUCCCGGAUCGGGCACGGGUAGUCCUAGCGUGGCCACCCUCGAGGCGCUGGGCACAGGGUACAGGCAGUGUAGUGCGGCGACAUUGCCAUUACUGAUGUCGCGCUUCGUCCGAAGCGGGUCGGAAAUGUCGGGACACUUUUACGCAGUUCUCUCAGAUGACGGAAUUGCGAAUGGGCUCGGGUCGAUGGAAGAGGAAGGUUCAAGAGGACGCGCGGGUGUCCGUUCGUGGCAUCGGGGUGUAGCUGAAGUGGGAACCGCCCACAUCGCAAAGCUUACUUCCCCGCAAAACCCGGCGAUCAUAGCAUCCGAACCCGCAUUGAAUUCCAUGAACUCUAAAGGAAAGUGCCGUUGGCACCCACCCUCCACCAAGCUUGCACGAUUGUCGCUCUUGAACGAUUGGCGCGGUCGCCCUUCACAUCUUUGCACCCUUCUCGCGGUCGCGCCAUCGCGUCGCAUCUUUACCGCCACCCACUCGACAAUAGCCCUCGGGGAAGACGUUCUAGAUUUCCUGCGCGUUCUCUCCACCCCAUUGUUCAUCCGGAGUCAGGUCGCGUUAUCGCUGCUCGCGUCCCAUGACCCCCUGCGGACCGCUUCUAGAACCGCGCUGGUGGUCGAGACGUUGGAUACAUCGCAUUUGCUCGCCAGGCCCGACGCGAACGACCUUAUGCGCGACAUCCAUGGAGCUCAUCGUCAUAUCUCUCAUUCGAUGGGCGCCAUUCCGCUGCUCGCGGUGGAGAACAGCUCCCCGACUGAUUGCGCACUGGCAGAUUUGUUCGGUUUCUCUCCAGAACCACGGCAUCGAAAUGAAAAUUUCACCCCCAUGAUUGUGCAGCGCAUUUAACGCGAUUUAUGGUCACGAAUAUCGCGAUGAAUGUGCUCAUGUCACAAGCAUCGAUCACCGUGCUCGGCCAUCUUUCACUCGCCAUAUGGCGGCUGGCAAUCCGUGUAAGAUAUACGCCCACAAAUGUCCACCAUAUUAGGCAGUCUCACUUGCUUUGAUCUAUACGCCCCCACCUGGGAUGCCGCCAUCGGCGGAGACAUUACGAGGCCAGUAAUACCCGUCCAUCAGAUUCACCUCUGUUCGGCUAUCAAUAAACAGUCGUCUGCGCAGGCGGCUCGUAGCCGCAUGUCGAGGUUCAAGCUGUCGCCACAAUUGCGCCGUCGGCAAGCCGACAGCUCAUCCCUCCCCCGCAUAACAGGCGGUGCGCCGAUCUCCGGUUGGUCUAGCACCCGUGAUCUCGUCUUGUGCGUCGGCCCAGUCUCGUUGAAGGCCGUCCCGACGCGGUCUCAGACAUCCAGGUGCGUAUGUUGGUGCGUGUUACUGUCGAUAUCACUGCGCUCUGAUGUGGCGUUCGCC